AGCUUACUUCACACUUUCACCAGUCAUAAAUAUUUUGUGUUUUUUGGUGCUGAAAAAUAAAUUUUUUGGGGCGCUUUUGCUUCCAAUUUGCAUUCCAAUUUAUCUCAAAACAUCUUAUAGGACAUCUAAGGCUCUGCUUCAUAUCAUGGAUGACUCGCGAGAUGAGAAUCAAUUUGUCGUGGAUGAUGUGAGCAAGAUCAUCAAGGAAGCAAUCGAGAGUACCAUAGGAGGCAAUGCAUACCAGCACGACAAGGUCAACAACUGGACGGGAUCUGUCGUGGAGACAUGUCUGGGAGUCUUGACCAAAUUGCAGAAACCCUACAAGUACAUUGUAACGUGCAUGAUUAUGCAAAAGAAUGGCGCUGGACUUCACACGGCAAGUUCGUGCUUCUGGAAUAAUGAGACUGACGGAUCCUGCACUGUGCGCUGGGAAAAUAAGACCAUGUACUGCAUUGUCUCCGUCUUUGGACUAGCUAUUUAGAUCGUACAUCGCUCCCUCGGCAGGAGCCGGCAGGAUCAUCUCAAUUACAGGAUGAAAAAUCUAACGCAGAGAGCUUCAAUUCAAAGGAUUGCUGAGAGCGCAAAGAGUCAUAUAGGAACAUUUUUUUCUCCCAAAAAAAAUGCAACUAAACUAAUUAUCUUACUUAAUAAUAGCAAUUACUCAGUAAAUCAAUUUUAACUUAUUUCUCAUUUUUUUAUUAUUAAAAUAAGUUUGAGAUUCAUUCAGUAAAUUCUUUUGUUGUAACUAAAAUAUAUGAAUCAUUUUGAAAUUUUCUCUUCAUUUUGGCGCGAGAUUAUUGUAGGAAAAAUUCCAAAAAAAAUGUGUUGAAAAUUGUAAGAUGAAGAAAUAUACAUUAAACAUGUGAUAAAUGAAAGAGA
Lutzomyia longipalpis is the source of this 879-nucleotide messenger RNA. RefSeq names its product dynein light chain Tctex-type (gene Dlc90F). The coding region runs from base 146 to 481 and encodes 111 amino acids. NCBI's taxonomy places the organism in Eukaryota, Metazoa, Arthropoda, Insecta, Diptera, Psychodidae. Gene Ontology annotation, cellular component: cytoplasm; cytoplasmic dynein complex. The record is from RefSeq and is a predicted model, not a curated record. The transcript is spliced from 3 exons. Gene Ontology annotation, biological process: microtubule-based movement. Gene Ontology annotation, molecular function: dynein intermediate chain binding.